This is a messenger RNA of Peniophora sp. CBMAI 1063, 591 nucleotides long. NCBI's taxonomy places the organism in Eukaryota, Fungi, Basidiomycota, Agaricomycetes, Russulales, Peniophoraceae. The record is from the annotation of a GenBank genome assembly.
AUGGACCCCGUCACUCUCAUAACUUCUCUCCUACCCGCCGAGGUUAUACCAGCAGCUCAUCCCGCGUUGUUGGCAGCGCCUGCCGACAAUAACGAUGCCGACGACGAAGCCAUGUCUGCAGCCGUACUCGCCUCGAUGACCCUUCUCCAGUCCGACAUCAGAUCUAUCUUCUCCGACCGCUGGAAGACCCGAGCCGAGAUCACCAUCGAGAUACAAGAGCGUCUUAUGAUAUACGGCGUCCCCCCGUCCGUCUCGAUCAACUGGGUCAACACCCCCGCCAUCCAAGCCGUCUUCGAAGACCGCGAGCUUUCGAACAGAGAGCUGUACACCCUCCAAAUGCGUAUCCUCGCGAGAGAUGCUGAGACCGCCGCUCUACGCGAGGAGAAAAGGCAGCUGAAGCUGGAGAGAGAGGCUAUACUCGAAGUCAAGCGCCGGAUGGAACGAGAGCAUAGGGCUAUGCACUCUGAGUUCCUCGAGCAGUACAAGGUCAUUCGCGAGGAUGGGACGUUCGAACAGCUCAGCGCAGAUGAGAGGGCUAAGCUUGAGGCGCUUGCCGCUGGGUCCCGGGAGGCUUUGGGCCACAAGGCUUGA